Messenger RNA from Closterium sp. NIES-67, 611 nucleotides. The record is from the annotation of a GenBank genome assembly. NCBI's taxonomy places the organism in Eukaryota, Viridiplantae, Streptophyta, Zygnematophyceae, Desmidiales, Closteriaceae.
GGAAGUGAGGGCAAAUGAUUGGGGCGAAUGGCGACAGGCAGCAAGCCGUCGGGUGCGCAGACGGCAUUCGUGUCCGCAGGUGUUAUUUGUUUCCUCGUCUUGGGCUGCCGAAGCACCUGCUGUCACACCUGCUGCCACACCUGCUGUCGCACCUGCUGCCACACCUGCUGCCACACCUGAUGCCACACCUGCUGCCACACCUGAUGCCACGCCUGCUGCCACACCUGCUGCCACACCUGCAGCGCGUGCUGCUACAGCUCCUCCUGAUUUGCCUGUCACCACUGACGACCAACAGAUUGCACCGCAUGGAGUGGCAGAGUGCCCCGAGGGCUGCCAGGCAGCGCAACUACCCCCAUCUUUCCUGCAUCCGCCUUUCCUGCAUCCGCCCUCCCUGCAUGCACCCUCCCUGCAUCCACACCCCCUGCAUCAACCCGCCCGGCACCCUCUUAACCAGCGGCAUUCUGGCCUUGGUAGUAUGAUUUGUUAUGUGGAGAGAUACAAAAGAUCAAAUUGAGUUGCUAAUAACGCCUCCGUUGCCCUCUUUUUUUGUUCCACGAGCGAGGUUACAUCUAUGUACGCAAUGUGAUGACAGAAGUGUCAUCAGUUAAUUU